This is a messenger RNA of Physcomitrium patens, 818 nucleotides long. Its product is annotated as V-type proton ATPase 16 kDa proteolipid subunit. Gene Ontology annotation, cellular component: proton-transporting V-type ATPase, V0 domain. Lineage: Eukaryota; Viridiplantae; Streptophyta; Bryopsida; Funariales; Funariaceae. Gene Ontology annotation, molecular function: proton-transporting ATPase activity, rotational mechanism. Gene Ontology annotation, biological process: proton transmembrane transport. The record is from RefSeq and is a predicted model, not a curated record.
CCUCCUUCCAUUACUCUCGUGGAGGUUCUCGUGUUGUUUCUCAUUCUUCGACGCUGGAUUUCUUGCUCUCGCCGAGUUCGCGUGGGAUUCUUUCUCGAUCAUCAUGUCGACUGCCGCGGCGUUCAAUGGAGAUGAGGUCGCUCCCUUCUUCGGCUUCAUCGGAGCUGCAGCUGCCCUUGUCUUUUCAUGCAUGGGCGCUGCCUAUGGAACGGCCAAAAGUGGAGUUGGAGUGGCAUCUAUGGGUGUCAUGCGACCUGAGCUAGUGAUGAAGUCCAUCGUCCCAGUGGUCAUGGCUGGAGUGUUGGGUAUUUACGGGCUAAUUAUCGCCGUGAUCAUUAGUACCGGAAUCAACCCUAAGUCGAAGCCCUACUACGUGUUCGACGGCUAUGCUCACCUUUCAUCUGGUUUGUCGUGCGGUCUAGCUGGUCUGUCCGCUGGCAUGGCCAUUGGUAUUGUUGGAGAUGCUGGGGUCAGAGCCAAUGCCCAGCAGCCGAAGCUUUUCGUGGGAAUGAUCUUGAUUCUCAUUUUCGCUGAGGCUCUUGCCUUAUACGGGCUGAUUGUGGGCAUCAUUUUGUCUUCCCGUGCAGGACAGUCCCGUGCUGAUUAGACUCACAGCCACAUCUUAUUGGUCGAAUAGUUGUGUCAAUUGUUUCAUGCCUUAGAGAUUCAGAGUUCUACAGAUUGGUGUCUCGUGUAACGUCUUUUUCAGCAUCUGUUCAGAUAUUAGUAGCAUGUCUUGUCUCCACUUUUUCUUUCUCUUUUUUUACUUCAAGAAAUAUAAAAUAUAAAAUUUCAAUAAAUAUUUCAAAAAUUUCCAA